Messenger RNA from Diospyros lotus (date-plum), 2266 nucleotides. Its product is annotated as DEAD-box ATP-dependent RNA helicase 35. The coding region runs from base 215 to 1978 and encodes 587 amino acids. Gene Ontology annotation, biological process: mRNA splicing, via spliceosome. The record is from RefSeq and is a predicted model, not a curated record. Gene Ontology annotation, cellular component: spliceosomal complex. Gene Ontology annotation, molecular function: zinc ion binding; RNA helicase activity; RNA binding. Lineage: Eukaryota; Viridiplantae; Streptophyta; Magnoliopsida; Ericales; Ebenaceae. The transcript has 3 exons.
AAGCCCAUCCGAUGACUGAAAUUCCAAACCCUACCCGUACCCCUCAAGCAUAAUAGGGCUUUGCGCCUCUCUUCUUGUUCACUCACAGAAGCAGCAGACGGAGAAGGCGGAGUCGGAGUCUGUGAAGCCGACGAAUCCGACAUGGGACUGCUGUCUAACUGACUUCAAAAUCCAAGUUGUUGAUCACAUUGAAGUCAUUCAUCAAUUGCAAGAGAUGGAGGGAGAUGAUGACUAUGUGGAAUACAUUCCAGUGGCCAAGCGUAGAGCAAUGGAAGCACAGAAGAUACUCCAGCGCAAGGGGAAAUCUUCAGCAUUUGAAGAUGAAACUGAGAGGUUAAAACUUGCUGAAGCUAAACCAAGUUUGCUUGUGAAGGCCUCUCAGCUUAAGCGUGACCAGCCGGAGAUUAGUCCCACAGAACAAAUGGUGCAGCAAGAGAAGGAAAUGAUCGAACACCUGUCAGAUAGGAAGACAUUGAUGUCUGUUCGUGAGCUUGCAAAAGGAAUAACUUAUAAGGAGCCCCUGUUGACAGGAUGGAAACCACCUCUACGAAUUAGAAGGAUGCCAAGAAAAGAAUGUGAUGCCAUUCGGAAGCAGUGGCAUAUUAUUGUUGAUGGUGAAGAUAUCCCCCCACCAAUUAAAAAUUUCAAGGAAAUGCUGUUUCCAGAGCCAAUUCUGAACAUGUUGAAAGCUAAAGGAAUUGUACAACCAACACCUAUUCAAGUGCAAGGGCUUCCUGUUGUCUUGUCAGGUAGAGAUAUGAUAGGGAUUGCUUUUACGGGUUCUGGCAAAACAUUAGUUUUUGUUCUGCCGUUGAUCAUGGUGGCACUGCAAGAAGAGUUGAUGAUGCCUGUUGUUCCUGGCGAAGGGCCAUUUGGAUUGAUAAUUUGUCCAUCUAGGGAGCUUGCUAGGCAAACUUAUGAGGUUGUGGAGCAAUUUUUGGUUCCAAUGAGGGAGUAUGGCUUUCCAGAACUGAGGCCAUUGCUCUGCAUUGGUGGUGUUGAUAUGCGGACGCAAUUGGAGGUUGUGAAGAAGGGUGUGCAUAUCGUUGUUGCCACCCCUGGGAGGUUGAAGGACAUGCUCGCAAAGAAGAAGAUGAGCCUUGACAAUUGUAGGUAUUUAACUUUAGACGAAGCAGAUAGAUUGGUGGAUCUGGGAUUUGAGGAUGACAUAAGAGAGGUGUUUGAUCACUUCAAAGCUCAAAGGCAGACCCUUCUGUUUUCUGCAACCAUGCCGACAAAGAUUCAGAACUUUGCUAGAAGUGCUUUGGUUAAACCUGUUACUGUUAAUGUGGGGAGGGCUGGAGCAGCAAAUCUUGAUGUGAUCCAAGAGGUGGAGUACGUGAAACAAGAAGCAAAGAUCGUGUAUCUUCUCGAGUGCUUGCAGAAGACCCCUCCUCCCGUUUUAAUUUUCUGUGAGAAUAAAGCGGAUGUUGAUGAUAUCCAUGAAUAUCUUCUCUUGAAAGGAGUCGAAGCAGUUGCCAUUCACGGAGGGAAGGAUCAAGAGGAGAGAGAGUACGCCAUUUCAUCGUUUAAAGCAGGCAAGAAAGACGUAUUGGUGGCAACAGAUGUCGCCUCGAAGGGGUUGGAUUUUCCGGAGAUUCAGCAUGUCAUUAACUAUGACAUGCCUGCUGAAAUAGAGAAUUAUGUGCAUAGGAUUGGACGAACAGGAAGAUGCGGGAAGACUGGAAUCGCUACGACAUUCAUCAACAAGAAUCAGAGUGAGACGACUCUGCUUGACUUGAAGCACUUGUUGCAAGAAGCAAAGCAGAGAAUACCACCAGUACUGGCAGAGCUGAAUGAUCCCAUGGAAGACGUUGAUGCAAUCACCAACGCGAGCGGGGUUAAAGGCUGUGCCUACUGUGGCGGUCUUGGUCAUCGUAUUCGUGAUUGCCCCAAAUUAGAACAUCAGAAGAGCCAGGCAAUUGCCAGCUCUAGGAGGGAUUAUUUCGGAUCAGGAGGCUAUAGGGGAGAGAUGUGAUGCAUGUGCGUAUGUUAGUGCUUCCAAAGCCAAGCCAGACCAGACCAUUGCCGCUCUCUCUCUCUCAUAUAUUUAUAUGUAUAUAUAUGUAGUUCUCUCUCUCUCUCUCUCUCUCUCUCUCUCUCUCUCUCAUAUAUUUAUAUGUAUAUAUGUAGUUUAUGUUUUAAUCCAACCUCGUACAAGUCAACAAAGGAGAAAGAUGGAUGUUUUGUUUUCAUUGCCAAAGACUAGGGGACGAUGCAUUUGAGUUGAGUUCAAGGGCUGAAUGGGGAGCCGUCAUAUUUGUUC